Molecule: messenger RNA, 1626 nt
Organism: Oldenlandia corymbosa var. corymbosa
Lineage: Eukaryota; Viridiplantae; Streptophyta; Magnoliopsida; Gentianales; Rubiaceae
Source: the annotation of a GenBank genome assembly
CACGCACACACACAGUGGGAAAAAGAAAAGAGAAAGCAACAAAUCAAAAAAAAUGUGUGUUGUGUGACCCUCUAUUCGGUAUUCGCCCCCACAUUUCCCUAGAAAAGUAGUAGAAGAAGUAAGUAUAAACAGAGCUGCUAAUAAUAUAUUCGCAUCACAUUUAUCACACGCUAUCCAGUUUUCUCUCUUUUACUUCCUUCUUUCCUCGUGGAGCGUAUGGAGGAAGGAUCCAGAACCACCUCCCGGAAGAGACAGAGAGAAAGUGAUGGGAGUGAAUGCGGCGGAUACGAUGCCGAAGAGGAGGAGGUGGCGUUGACGAAGAAACCGGCUGCUAGUACUCCGGAGAGCACCUCCGACGAUGUCGACGGAGAACGGGAAGAUAUGACGGCGUGGUUUACCGGUCUGGAUGGGGACGCUGUGGCUGAGAUUUUUGACCUCUUGGACUCCUCGGAGCCGGCGGCGGCGGCGUCUCUGCCUCUACAGCCGGUCAAGUUUAUCGACAAUCCUUACUCGUCGCUGGUGAUUUUUCAGUCUUCUUCGGCUUACGUUACCAUCAACGGCAACGAGGAGUCUUGCGGUUCGUCGUUCUCUGACUUGGAUUCAUCGGUAAUGGCGAGCGUUGACAUGGGCGGCGUUCGCGGACUGGUCAGGAGGCUUUCUGGUGAGCUGAAUGUUGGUGGCGGUGGUGCUGAGGAGGAAGAGGAAGGGGCGGCGCGGGGGUGGUUAGAGGAGAGGGAUUUCGUGGAGGGCAUUUUAGUCAAAUCAGUAAGCGAUUGUGAUUUUUUUGGUAGCCCUCCGCCGUCGGGUUAUAACUGCGACGAGAAUGAGGAUCUUGGCGGCGGAGGCGGUUGUGGUGGGGAGGAGGAAAUGUGGAUGAAUUUUGAGGCUGAGGAUUGGUUUGUUGGGUCAUGGUAAAAAAUUCUGACUUUCACUAGGAAACAAACAUUAACCAGCGGCGGUAGUUUUUUGAGGAUUUACUGUAGAAACUAUAACUAGUGGUGGUAAAUUGGUAACAGUUAAAAAGGUUAAUCCAUUUUGGGCAUUUUGAGGUUAACAAAGCGAUUAGGAAGGCGGUUAGGGGUUUUCUACGGAUUUUAGAAAUUGCUUUUGGGGAUCAGCCCACAUUAAUCAAUCUAUGUCUGCAGAUAAUUCUAGAAGUGGCUGUAGCCUGUAGUUAAAAGUAGUAGUAAUUGGUAAAUACAAUACCUUGUGGAGAAACUGCAGUAAACAAGGAAGUAUGAAUGCGGAUUUUCUUACGCUUUUCUUGAAUCAGUGAAAUUUUAGUUUUUGCCCAUUUCCCCCCUUUUUUAUUGACAAAAGAUAAAUCAUUAUAUUGGUUUUAUAAAAUAUGAAUCACCAAUUUAAAGGAUAAUAUUUGUUUGAGAAUAAGCCAAUUUUGGAUGUCUAUCAUCCCUCCCAAGUCUCGCACGUCGAAAAAUAUUUCACCAGUUAUCACUUAUUGAUUGUAGUUAGCUUGUUGUUUUGUUUUAAAGGUGUUUAGUAGUUUUUCUUUUCAAAAUUUUUAAUUUUCUACAAUUACAAUAUUUUUGUUUACACUUUCAUUACACAAUAAUAUUUUCAACGUAAAAGAUGUACACUGAAGUACUGAACAAACGAAAUAAGGAG